GAUUUAUAAUAGACGUCACUAUCUCUCCGCGUAAGUUCGUUGUGUACAAAAUGUUACUCGUAUAGCAAUUUCGCUGUUUAGUUCUAUAAAGUUUUGUAUGUUAAUGAAAUUUAUUUGUUAAAUAUUACAGUUAUUAAGAAGGACAACGUCAUGAUAAUUUGGAUUCCAGGAUGCUUAGCAUUCAUGAGUUUCAUAUAUAUGAUCUAUUGGAGAUGGACACACCGACGUAUUUUAAAGUUAGCUUCUCUAGUUCCCGGCCCUCCGUCUUUGCCAAUUUUAGGCAACACGCUCAUGUUACUAGGUAAUCCAGAAGAGUAUCUAAACAAAAUGGCGGAUAUGCUUUAUCAAUAUGGCGACUACGUAAAGUUUUGGCUCGGUCCGGAGUUAUUUAUUUUUGUGAAAAAUCCACUUGAUAUUAGGCAUAUUUUGACUAGCAACCACGUGAAUCAAAAGGGGCCGUCGUAUGAUUGCAUCGUACCAUAUAUUGGAAGAGGAAUUCUGACAGGAGGGCCGACCUGGCGAUUGUACAGGAAAAUAGCAAACCCUGCUUACGGCAAGAAGGCAGUGGACGCGUUUAGUAAAGUAUUCAAUGUAGAAGGUAAAGAUUUGGCCAGAGUACUUGCCUCCAAGGAUGACAAGACCUUCAAUGUAUACUUCGACGUCCUGCACUGUACGACACAGUCCGUUUGUCAAACUUUAAUAGGACUAUCGAAAGAGGACAGUGUAAAUGUGACAAAUUUAGAAGAAGUCAUUCUAGGAACGCAAAAUAUAUACACUGAAAUGUUCUCAAAAAUGACCCGAUGGUGGUUGCAAAUACCAUUAAUAUAUUGGCUCACCGGCAACGCUAGUAAACAGGGCAAAUUUAUAAAUGAAAUCGACGGAAUGGUGUCGGAUAUGUUACAGAAAAGACGUAAAGCAAUUACCACAGCUGCGCCACAUGACGUAUUCGGUGUUAUAGACCGUUUCAUUUUUUGCGGCCUUAGUGAUGAUGAGAUAAAAAGACAGACAUUUGCCCUAUUCACAACAAGCCAAGAAGCGUCUGCAAAAAUUGCAUCAGGCGUUUUGUUAUUCCUAGCUCAUCUUCCCGUUUGGCAGAAAAAAGUCUAUGAAGAAAUUGUCGAAGUUCUGGGAACGGAUGCUACGGAUGUUUCUGAGGAAAGCUUGAAGAAACUUCAUUAUUUGGACAUGGUUUACAAAGAAGUACUAAGAUAUUUGUCGAUAGCAGCCCUCAUCCAAAGGAAGGUUGAAAAGGACAUCACUAUAAGAAAUGGUGAAUUAACGAUUCCAGCUGGAGCUGUUGUUGUUAUCCCGAUCCACGAACUCCACAGGGAUCCAAGAUUCUGGGACGAUCCGUACAAAGUGAAGCCAGAAAGAUUUCUGCCAGAAAACUCUAGAGAAAGAGAUCCCAACGCGUUUGUACCCUUUAGUUUGGGCCCCAUGGAUUGUUUAGGUCGAGUGUAUGCAACAGCUCUUAUCAAAACAAUUGUAGUCCAAGUGCUGCGUCGUGUGGAGCUUGAAGCUGAUGGAAACAUUGAAGACCUGGAUCUUCACAUCGCUAUUUCUGUGAAAUUCGCAAAGGGCUACAACUUACGAGCACGCCCUAGGAAAUAAGCUCAAAA
Messenger RNA from Leptidea sinapis, 1619 nucleotides. RefSeq names its product cytochrome P450 4g15-like. Bases 151 to 1611 code for a protein of 486 amino acids. The record is from RefSeq and is a predicted model, not a curated record. Lineage: Eukaryota; Metazoa; Arthropoda; Insecta; Lepidoptera; Pieridae. Gene Ontology annotation, molecular function: oxidoreductase activity, acting on paired donors, with incorporation or reduction of molecular oxygen; heme binding; monooxygenase activity. The transcript has 11 exons.